This is a messenger RNA of Lepus europaeus (European hare), 2814 nucleotides long. RefSeq names its product patched domain-containing protein 3. Lineage: Eukaryota; Metazoa; Chordata; Mammalia; Lagomorpha; Leporidae. The transcript has a single exon. Gene Ontology annotation, cellular component: membrane. The record is from RefSeq and is a predicted model, not a curated record. The coding region runs from base 1 to 2814 and encodes 937 amino acids.
AUGAGCUUCCUCUCCGCCAAGGUGGCGCCGCAGACGGCGCCCGAGCCGCACCCCGAGGCCGGGCCCGCGGCCGAGGCCGGGCAGCCCGAGGCCGAGCAGCGGCGCGAGCCGGGCCCCGAGGGGGCGCCCGCCGCUCCGCCGGCCCCCGCGAGCCCCACGGCGGCGGAGGAGGCCGAGGCGCGCCGGGGCGCCGAGCCGCGGCCGGCGGAGCGGCGGGCGUGGGCGGCGGCGGCGCAGCCCCCGGAGCGGCCGGCUGCGUGCCCUCCCGCGGGCGGCCCCCGGCGCCACUGCGACACGAGCUGCCUGGAGGCGCCGCUGUCGCGCGCCUUCGGCAGCCUGGGCUGGGCCGUGGGCUCGCACCCCUGGCUCUUCCUGCUGCUGCCCAUGGUGCUGACGGCGCUGCUGGGCAUCGGGCUGGUGCACCUGCCCAAGGACGAGCUGGAGGACCUGGAGGAGCAGUACACUCCGAUCAGGAGCCCGGCCAAGGCGGAGCGGCGCUUCGUGCAGGGCCACUUCGCCACCAACGACUCGCACCGCUUCUCGGACGCGCGGAGGAGCACCGAGGCCAACUACCUGUCCAUCCUCGUGGUGUCCAACGACGACUCGGUGCUGGACGGUGACGUGUUCGCCGAGGUCGACCGCCUGGACCGCACGGUGCAGGCCCUGCGCGCGGCGCAGGAGAACCGGACGGAGAUCCGGUUCGAGCAGGUGUGCGCCAAGUACAAGGCCGUGUGCGUGCCCUGCAACCCGCUGCUGUACGCGUGGCAGCAGAACCGGCGGCUGGACCUGAGCCGGGUGUCCUUCCCCAUCUACAGCCACGACAGCCACCCCGUCUACCUGGCUGGCUUCUUCGGCAAGCUCGUGCUGGGCGAGAGCGUGGGCAUGAGCCAGCUGCUGCUGGAGGCCAAGGCCAUGCGGCUGCUCUACUACCUGAAGACGGAGGACGGCCGCGACAGCGAGCUGAGCAAGCGCUGGCUGACGCACUUCCUGGCCCGCUUCCCCAGCAUGCAGGCCGGGCUGGCCCUGCAGAGGGUCCACCUGGUGCACUUCACCUCCCUCUCCAGGCAGAUGGAGUUCGAGGCCACCUCGGAGACGGUGGUGCCGCUCUUCUACUGGGCCUACGCGCUGCUCAUCCUCUUCGCCGUGGUCUCGUGCUACCGGCUGGACUGCGUGCGCAACAAGAUGUGGGUGGCGGCCUUCGGCGUGGUCUGCGUGGUGCUGGCCGUGGUGAGCAGCUUCGGCCUGAUGCUGUUCAUCCGCGUGCCGUUCGUCAUCAUCGUGGCCAACUCGCCCUUCCUCAUCCUGGGCGUGGGCGUGGACGACAUGUUCCUCAUGGUCUCGGCCUGGCAGAAGACCCGGCUGCGGGACGGCGUGCGCGAGCGCAUGGCCCUGGUGUACUCCAAGGUGGCGGUGUCCAUCACCAUCACCACGCUCACCAACAUCCUGGCCUUCUACACGGGGGUCAUGAGCUCCUUCAGGUCCGUGCAAUACUUCUGCAUCUACACGGGGACCAGCCUGCUCUUCUGCUACCUGUACAACGUCACCUGCUUCGGCGCGGUCAUGGCGCUGGACGGGAAGAGGGAAGGGCUCUGCUUGAACUGGCUCAAGAAGCCGGACCCCCGCUACUCCUCGUUCAGGAAGUCCUGCUGCCUGCCGUGCGGCUCCGCCCCGGACGAGGAGGGCAUGGACGUCCACCCCAUGAACUUGUUCUUUCGGGACUACUUCGGCCCGUUCGUCACCAACCCCUGGUCCAAGCUCUUCGUGGUGCUGAUCUACAUCGCGUACCUCACCAGCAGUAUCUACGGCUGCUUCCAAGUGCAGGAGGGCCUGGACGCGCGCAAUCUGGCCAGCGACGAUUCCUACAUCAUCCCCUACUUCAACGUGGAGGAGGAUUACUUCUCCGACUACGGCCCCAGGGUGAUGGUCAUCGUUACCGAGCCCGUUGACUACUGGAGAGAAGAUGUCCGGCAGAAGCUGGGCCAGUGUAUGAUAGACUUGGAGAAAAACGACUAUGUCAAUAAGAACCUGUCCGAGUUCUGGCUGCCAACCUACGUGAGCCAUCUGAAGAACAGCAGCCUGGACCCCAACGAUAAGGAUACGUUCAUGGACAACGUGUCUGCGUUUCUAGGCAGCGUGCCGUUUUUUACCUACGACGUUAACAUUUCGUCUUCCAAGGAGAUCGUCUGUUCCCGGGGCUUUGUUCAGACUAUGGGCGUCUCCACCUCGACCAGCAAGAAGCUGAUGCUGCUGCAGUUACGGGAGAUCGCGGCCGCCUGCGCCGUGCCCCUCAUGGUGUACAACCACGCCUUCAUCUACUUCGACCAGUACGCGGCCAUCAUAGAGAACACGGUGCGCAACGUCAUGGUCGCGUCCUCGGUUAUGUUGCUGGUCUCCCUGCUGCUGAUCCCGCACCCCGUGUGCUCCCUGUGGGUCACGUUUGCGAUCACGUCGGUGAUUGUGGGCGUCGUGGGGUUCAUGGCCUUCUGGAGCGUGAACCUGGACUCCAUAUCCAUGAUCAACCUCGUCAUUUGCAUAGGGUUCUCUUUUGACUUCUCCGCACACAUAUCCUAUGCGUUUGUUUCCAGUUCUGAGACCUUAGUCGACAGGAAAUCCGUCGAGGCACUGUAUCUGCUGGGCUACCCGGUGCUGCAGAGCGCGAUUUCCACAAUCAUAGGGGUGUGUGUUUUAUUUGCAGCGAAAGCAUACAUUUUCAGGACUUUUGCUAAAAUUAUGUUCCUUGUUAUGUUCUUUGGGGCCGUUCAUGGCCUUAUUUUUAUUCCAGUGUUCUUAACAUUCUUUGGAAAAUGUUUGUGA